AUGGGCUGCUGUAUGACGAACCAGGGUCCACCCCCAUGCGUUGCAGACAACGAAUGCCUCCGGCGGUGGAUAUGCUUCGACCGCAUCGUGGAGUUGCUGGAUUUCUUUGCAACGUCGAUGUAUUGCUUGGAGUCGUACAAGAUCAUGGUGGACAGCAGUGCCACGUCUGAGAGCUCAGCACGAGAAAAUCUCUGGAUAUUCUCCGUGUUCGUCCUGAUAGCUUCCUGGUUCUGUAUGAUGUUUUUUCACUUCCGCAAAUCCACUAAGAAGUUCAACAUUUUACAUGCAGGCGCCUUCCUUCUUUGCUUUGCGGUGCCUCUUAUUGUCCUUCUGGUGGUUGGGCUUACAGGCCUGUCUCUUGAGGCGCACUCAACCUUGGGGAUUUUCAGCGUAGUUUGGUGGUCCCUUGGGACCGGCGCUCUCUGCAUAGUGUAUAUGUCCCGCAAUAACCCGGUGAACACUUCUGCGGGUUUCGAGGUGCCAGGAGUAGGGUGUUGCAUCGCCUGCUGCAUGGUUGAGAGGAAGCUGAAGGAGGCUAUAGAGUUUCGUGGUGAGAACGCUUAUGGCGACAUGUUGCGAAUAACGCAAGACGUCCCAAGCAUCAUCAUCAGCUCAAUCCACAUCAACCAGCUGGAUGUUAGCUGGUAUGCUGUGCUGAAUCUCAGCACGAGCUUUUUCGCAUUGGCACUCUACCUAUACUUGCUCGUCGAGAAGUGUGUGCCACCUCCGCCCGGAAGCAAGCCGGUGGUCAUCUUUGGAGCUGUCUUGCCGUCCUGA
Symbiodinium sp. CCMP2456 is the source of this 777-nucleotide messenger RNA. The record is from the annotation of a GenBank genome assembly. NCBI's taxonomy places the organism in Eukaryota, Dinophyceae, Suessiales, Symbiodiniaceae.